AUGCCAGCUUUCAACGAAAGCAAAGAUGACCUCGACGCAUACAUGAUGCGAUUUGAGCGCGUAGAAGAGGGCCAGAAGUGGCCAAAAGAGCAGUGGGCAACGGCCCUAAGUAUGUGCUUGAGUGGGAAAGCGUUGAGCGUAUUCGGGAGACUACCUGCUACAGAGUGUACCGAGUAUAGCAAGCUUAAAGAAGCUCUGCUCAAAAGAUUUCGAAUGACGGAGGAUGGAUUCCGGGAAAAAUUCAAGACAGCGAAGUCACUCGAGGGGGAGACCCCGGCCCAAUACAUUGCGCGACUUGACAAUUACUGGUGUCGGUGGUUAGAGCUGUCAAACACCAAGAAGGAAUAUGAAGAGGUCAAGGUUCUCAUGCUUAGAGAGCAGUUUUUGUCGCAGUGUGAACCGGGACUUGCAGUAUUCCUGAGAGAAAGGAAAGACAAGAGUCUGCAAGAGCUAGCAGAGCGCGCCGAACAAUACAUGAAUGCCAGAGGCCAUACGAACCUGUGUAAAAAGCCUACUGGGAGAGAAAAGGUCGAACUGAGCGCGAAACCGUUCGACAAACAAGACAAAGCGAAUGGGAAGAAACCCAGUAAAGAAUCGCGUGCGUGCUUCCUGUGUGGAUGUACUGGGCACAUUGCUGCGGAAUGUCGUUCAUUUUCCGGCAGCGGUCAGUUUCAGAAGUGUACGAAAUGUGGAAAGAGAGGGCACCUAAGCUGGAAGUGCCGCUCAACUCAGGAGGCUGGGACUAAAGCAGGGACCGCUAAAGAAGCAGCAUCGGUGUGUAUUGAGAAGGGCUACGUGGAGCUCAAAGAUGGGCAGAAGAGAGAAUUCUCAAAGGAAACAGGUGUGCUCGAGUUGCAGUUGGUUGUACCCAAGAGAUACAGAGUGGCUGUGCUCCAGCUGGCCCACGAGGGACUGUUGGCAGGACACUUGGGAUGCCGAAAAACCGAGGAACGGAUUCUGACAAGUUUCUACUGGCCAGGAGUUGUAAGUGAUGUGAAGAAGUUCGUUAAGUCUUGCGCCAUCUGUCAGAGGACAACACCGAAGGGGAAGACGCGAAAAGUGCCACUCGAGAAGGUGCCUGUUAUCGGUACUCCAUUCCAUCGCGUGGCAAUUGACAUCGUCGGUCCACUUUUUCCUCGCACGCAGGGAGGCAAUCGCUGUAUUUUAACUAUGGUGGAUUAUGCAACCAGGCACCCCGAUGCUGUCGCACUCCCAAGCAUCGAGACAGAAAGGGUGGCAGAGGCUCUCGUCAGUAUGUUUUCUCGUGUCGGGAUUCCCCGUGAGAUCCUAAGCGAUCGAGGGAGCAGCUUCACAUCUGAAGUCAUGAAAGAGGUGAGCCGUCUCCUCUCGGUGAAACAGCUUCAUACGACGCCUUACCACCCUAUGGCUAACGGACUUGUCGAAAAGUUCAACGGGACUUUGAAAUCCAUGCUAAAGAAAACGUGCCAAGAAAGACCCAAGGAUUGGGACCGGUAUCUCGAGGCACUGUUGUUUGCCUAUCGGGAAGUGCCCCAAGAAAGCCUCGGAUUCUCCCCGUUUGAGCUCUUUACGUCGUGGAACUACGGAACCGAGACAUGUAAACUGGCUCAUGAGGAACUACAGCGGGCAGGAGCAAGGUACAAGAAGUUUUAUGACAAGAGUAGCAAGAAGCGUGAGCUUCAACCGGGCGACAACGUGCUGAUCUUGCUUCCCACUGACCACAAUAAAUUGCUGAUGCAAUGGAAAGGCCCAUUUGAAGUUCUGGCGAAAAAGUCGGAAGUCGACUACGAGAUUGGCCUGGACAGCGGAGGUAAGCUGUUUCAUAUCAAUCUCCUCAAGAAGUACGAGGAACGGGACACCGAAGAGGAAAACAGCGUGGACGAGAACGUGUGUGUCGUAGUGACCGCAGAAGAAGAGGAGAAUGAAACCCUACACUUGCUGCCAACUGACCGCACUGAGACGAACGAUGUCAAGAUUGGUCCUACCCUGACUCCCAAACAGCGUGUAGGAAUACAGCAUCUGCUCUCGGAGUUCCCUGCAAUAUUUUCCGACAUACCGGGAAAGACAAAUUUAACUGAGUGCGAUUUCGGGUCGACAACUAAUAAUCCCGUAAACACCAAGCAAUACCCCCUUCCCUUUGCGGUGCGAGAAACGAUCGAAGAGGAGGUGCAGAACAUGCUGAGGCUCGGGAUCAUCGAGAAAUCCAACUCGCCGUAUAACUCACCCGUGUUGGUUGUCAGGAAGCAGGACGGGACCCAUCGGCUUUGCGUCGAUUUCCGUCGCCUAAACGAUGUGCUCAUAUUUGACUGCGAGGCUGUUCCCAGAGCCGACGAGCUUCUGGCCACGGUGGGAAACAGAACUUACUUUUCCAAACUGGACUUUACGAAAGGCUAUUGGCAAAUACCACUCUCUGAAGCAGCCAAGCCGAAGACAGCGUUUUCUACAUCUACCGGCCUGUACCAGUUUUGUUUCAUGCCGUUUGGCUUGAAAACGGCACCCGCAGCUUUCACUAAGUUGAUGAGAAAGCUUCUAAGUGACAUUGAUGGAGUCGUACACUAUUACGACGACGUCCUCGUGGCAACCGCUACGUGGCACGAACACCUUGCUGUGUUGCGACAGGUGUUCCAGCGCGUACAGUCUGCAGGACUUACCGUGAAGCCAACAAAGUGCGAGCUAGGGUCUGAAGCGGUGGACUUCUUGGGUCACCGAAUCGGGAAUGGUGUGAUAGCACCGCUGACAAAGACGCUCGAAAAAAUACAGAAUGUGAACCGUCUCCAGACUAAGCGUCAGGUUCGAUCCUUUUUAGGACUCGCGGGAUACUACAGAAAUUUUAUCCCCAGAUACUCCGAGUUCGCCGCUCCAUUGAGCGACCUGACCAAGAAGGGAAAACCGAACAAAGUGACAUGGGAGACACAGCAUGAAAGCGCAUUCCAGGAACUCAAGAAGCACCUCUCACGGGCACCUGUUCUGAGGCUGCCCGACUUCGAAAAGGAAUUCGUGCUAUGCACAGAUGCUUCGGAUCGCAGCAUUGGAGAUGUGCUUCAACAGGAACAUGACGGCGUGCUGCAGCCAGUGUCUUACGCAAGCCGAAAGCUCCUUCCGAGGGAAGCUGCAUAUGUGGCAAUCGAGCGUGAGGGUCUAGCGCUGUUGUGGGGCGUACAAACUUUCACGACUUACCUCUAUGGGAAGCCUUUCACGAUCCAGACCGAUCACGAACCCUUGUUGUAUAUUAACAAGCAGAGGCAUCUCAAUAACAGCGUUCUACGGUGGAGCCUGCAGCUCCAAGAGUAUUCCUUCAGAGUGCAAUACGUUAAGGGAUCAGAAAACAGGGUGGCAGAUUAUUCAAGCCGCAUACAGAUGCAUUACUAA
This is a messenger RNA of Ornithodoros turicata, 3348 nucleotides long. RefSeq lists its product as uncharacterized. Gene Ontology annotation, molecular function: zinc ion binding; nucleic acid binding. The coding region runs from base 1 to 3348 and encodes 1115 amino acids. Gene Ontology annotation, biological process: DNA integration. The transcript is spliced from 3 exons. The record is from RefSeq and is a predicted model, not a curated record. NCBI's taxonomy places the organism in Eukaryota, Metazoa, Arthropoda, Arachnida, Ixodida, Argasidae.